ACCUUUUUUUCCCUUUCAAAUAUCAGCAAUCUGAUAAUGGGAACACUUCAUCUCAAUUCUCAUGGUUUAGCUGCAUCCUUCUCAGUCUCACAUAAUUUCAACAGAAUUAACAGCAUUGCAUCUGAUAAAAUUGUCAAAGUCUCGAAUUCUCGUUGCUUUUCCAGAGGGCGAAUCAGAGCUGUUGGAACUAUACCUGAGAACCAGGCAGAGACUGCAACAACUUCAGAAGACCCGCCUUCGGUCAAGUUUGCAUUUGUCAGUUCUGUUCUGCUUCCUGAUGGAACACCAGACGUGCACUUUCGUACUGCUUGUGGAGGGCAGAAACUCAGGGAUAUAAUGUUGGAUACAAAUAUUGAAUUGUAUGGACCAUAUUCUAGACCACUUCUAAAUUGUGGAGGAGGGGGAACUUGUGCCACAUGCGUUGUCGAGGUUGUCGAUGGGAAAGAGAUACUAAGCCCUCGGACAGACAAGGAGAAGGAAAAACUCAAAAAGAAUCCGAAAAAUUGGAGACUUGCCUGUCAGACAACAGUCGGGACAUCUGAUUCAGACGGUGUGGUCGUCAUUCAACAGCUACCUGAGUGGAAAGGGCACGAAUGGACAUACGGCAAAGAAUUCCCUUCGGAAUCUUGAUUCUUCACCGUAUCUUAUUAUGUCUUCUUCCUUGCAAAAAAUCAUUUAUUUGUAGGUUUAAAUAUAUAAAUUAAUUAGUAAAAAAAUAAUUACUGUUAAGGCUUGAUGUCAGAGCUUACAUGAAGAACAGAUGGACCAUAAAUCUGCAUAACAAGGACCAAAUGUCAUUUUGAACAAAAUGCGGAACAAUUGUUCUCCCUCUUUUUAUAUAUAAAUUGUUCUCGCCUGGA
Daucus carota subsp. sativus is the source of this 860-nucleotide messenger RNA. RefSeq names its product photosynthetic NDH subunit of subcomplex B 3, chloroplastic. Gene Ontology annotation, cellular component: chloroplast thylakoid membrane. The record is from RefSeq and is a predicted model, not a curated record. Gene Ontology annotation, biological process: P450-containing electron transport chain. Gene Ontology annotation, molecular function: 2 iron, 2 sulfur cluster binding. NCBI's taxonomy places the organism in Eukaryota, Viridiplantae, Streptophyta, Magnoliopsida, Apiales, Apiaceae. The transcript has 6 exons. Bases 37 to 630 code for a protein of 197 amino acids.